CUGACGAUUUGCCCGUUCACGUUCCGCAACCAAUAUGUCACAGCAUGCAAGGACGGUCGCAUAAUGAAAACAAUUAAAGAUACUGCCCCCCCCCACCGAACCAACAUGCAGAUUAAGCUUGGUCAUUGGCUGGCCUGACACAUGCGUAGUGUGAUAAACACAGACAGCAUGAAUGGUGCAAUCAUUGUCAGGUGGAAACGAAAGGUCGAACUCUAAAGUGACGUUUAAGAUAACCCUCACAUCUGAUCCAAAGUUACCAUUUAAAGUGCUGAGUGUUCCUGAAUCCACACCAUUCACAGCUGUUCUGAAAUUCACAGCCGAAGAGUUUCGGGUACCACCAGCUACCAGUGCAAUUAUUACUAAUGAUGGUAUUGGCAUCAACCCUGCACAAAGUGCCGGCAACGUUUUUCUAAAACACGGCUCGGAACUCCGGUUAAUACCAAGGGACAGGGUCGGACACCCGCAGCAAACUUAAGAUGUAUACAAUUGUUUCAAAGGUCUUCUUAAACAAGUAUUUGGACAUAGGGACAAUCCUUACUGAAGCUGUCAUAUUGAUCAAAAUGUGUGGGAUAAGAAAUGAACAUUUGUGACACUUGGCGUCAGGCAGGCACACUGAAAGCUUACUGGCUCCGUACAGAGCUGUAGAGGGCGCUACAGAGCCUGCUUAUAAGAGCCAAAUGGACAGCACAUGGUUUUGGUCAUCAAGGGAAAACCCUGCUCCACCAGUUGUGGAGGGCUCAUAGUCACAAUAUUUCCAACUGAAUUAAGACACAUACAAAAGGCAUAGUGUCUUUAAUAGAAAUAUGGCUAUUUUAUUUUCUUUUAAAUGAAACCCGUUGUGCACAGAGGCCUUGAGCCAAAAAAAGUAAUAUGGGACGUACUGCUGUGAAAGGUUAGCUCCAAUCUUGCAGCAGUAUUUCUUCUAAUAUUGUAAGGAAACAGAAUUAAAGAGAAACACGUUUCAUCGUUGUCUUUAUUCUCCGUGUAGAAUUUACUGAAUAAGUUGCUUGAUUUGAGAAAAAUAUUACAUGUACAUUUUUAAUAACUCUGCCUCAGAGUGCAUGUUCAGGCUGGUGCAAGUAUCAUCAUGGCGUUUCCAGUUAUUUCCUACAUGUAUUUAUUUUAUUGAUAUAUUACGGAAUGAUUCUUCCUAUCUCUACAUGGAUCACGACCUUCAAGUAAUCAGACAUUGUUGUCAUUUGAAGAAACGGUAAUAUUGAAGCCACCCUGACAAACACGGCUGUGAAGUGACAUUUACAGUUGCCGGUCAUUUCUUUCAUUUUGGCUCCCCAAAAUAUCAAGUUAAAUUUGUCACUUGAUUUUAAAAGUACUCCAUCACAAAUUGGAUCACUUUAUUGCUUCAUCUGUUGGGUAUAUUUGAUGAAAGUGUUUUGGACAGAAUGAAAGACAAAAACGAGGCUAUAUUAUUUGAAUGUUUAUUUUAAUACCAGAUGAUUUUUAUUGUCAUAUCAACUCCUGUUGUUAGUAAAAAUUUGACAUCACCUUUGUCAAAAGAGCUGUGCAUUGUAACAACCCAUGUUUGGCUAACAAUCUUAAUCACUUGUCACUGGUCCAUCAAAGCCCGUCCUUGUAACCUUAGCCCUUUGUUCAUACAUGUACAUUGCAUGCGUCUUUACAAUUUGUGAUAAAAGAAAUACAAUUCGAACAGUAGCCCUUUGUGACAGCUUUUAAAAAGAAAACUUGGCAAAGUGGGCAUACAUUUGAUCGUGGAAAAAUUAUGUAUUUCUGAGAAAUUAAUAUGAUUUAAUGUGUAAAGCUGGGAUGGUACAAUUUCUCUAAAAUGAACCACCCACUUGUGUUGGGAAGGCAUAUCCUUACACAUUUAAUCCCAACAAAAUUUGGUAGCUGGAGGUGCGCUUUUUCAAUGUCAGUGAAAUAAAUUAAAAGUUUCUUUGUCUGAAAACAGAA
Messenger RNA from Acanthaster planci (crown-of-thorns starfish), 1929 nucleotides. RefSeq names its product ubiquitin fold modifier 1 (gene ufm1). Lineage: Eukaryota; Metazoa; Echinodermata; Asteroidea; Valvatida; Acanthasteridae. Gene Ontology annotation, cellular component: cytoplasm; nucleus. The record is from RefSeq and is a predicted model, not a curated record. Gene Ontology annotation, biological process: protein K69-linked ufmylation.